AGGGGCUGCGCCUGUCCGGUGAGCGAGGCGGGAGCGCAGGUGGCUUUUCAAGGGAGCGCAGCGCAGAGGAGGGCAUGGCGGCGCUGAAGUUUGCCGGGCUGGACGACACGGACAGCGAGGAGGAGCUGCCGCCCGGCUGGGAGGAGCGCACCACCAAGGACGGUUGGGUCUACUACGCCAAUCAUUUGGAGGAGAGAACUCAAUGGGAUCAUCCAAAAUCUGGGAAACGGAAAAGAGUCGCUGGAGACUUACCGUAUGGAUGGGAACAGGAGACAGAUGAAAAUGGACAAGUCUAUUUUGUGGACCAUAUAAACAAGAGGACCACAUACCUUGAUCCCAGAAUGGCAUUCACCGUGGAAGAUAAUCCCAUGAAAACCAACACGAAGCAGAAAUAUGAUGGCAACACCACAGCAAUGGAAAUAUUAGAAGGCCGAGAUUUGAGUGGCAAGGUGAUCAUAAUCACAGGAGCAAAUGCAGGAAUAGGUAGAGAAUGCAAAUCAUUUUCAGUGCACAAAAAACACCACCUCCUUCCUUGUAGGAAAAUGUACAGAGCAAUUCAGAAGAUCGAAAGAACAGAAAAAGAGUGGCACAAAGCCAAGGUAGAAGCAAUCACCUUGGAUCUUGCGUCUCUUCAAAGUGUAUGGGAAUUUGCUGAAACCUUCAAAUCCAAGAAUCUAGCUCUCCAUGUGCUAGUCUGCAAUGCUGCUGUUUUAGGUCUUCCUUGGCAAUUAACUGAAGAUGGCCUGGAAAGGACUUUCCAGGUGAAUCAUUUGGGACACUUUUAUCUCAUUCAGCUCCUCAAAGAUGUUCUUUGCCGCUCAGCUCCCGCAAGAAUCGUGAUCGUUUCUUCUGAAUCACACAGGUUCACGGAUAUUAAAGAGAACUCGGGAAAACUUGACUUCAACUUGCUUUCACCAUCGAAGAAAGAUUAUUGGUCUAUGUUGGCCUACAAUAGAUCUAAGCUUUGCAAUAUUCUUCUAUCAAGUGAACUGAAUCGCCGGCUUUCCCCCCAUGGAGUUACCUCAAAUGCACUGCAUCCUGGAAAUAUGAUCUACUCAUCCCUUCAUCACAAUUGGUGGUUGUACACCCUCCUGUUUACACUGGCUCGGCCUUUCACCAAGUCACUGCAACAAGGAGCAGCCACUACUGUCUACUGUGCUGUGGCGGCAGAACUGGAAGGCCUGGGAGGGAUGUAUUUCAACAACUGCUGUCGCUGCGUGCCAUCGCAACAGGCACAGAACGGAACGGAUGCGGCUGCCUUGUGGGAACUCAGCGAGAAGCUGAUUGAGGAAAGAAUUGGCAGGCAGGGCAAGUAAGGAGGAGAAAGACCAGCACAUGCAGAGGAUAGAGAGAUAUAUACUGUCAGACAGAGAGGAGGGUGGGGUGGGGUGGGGUGAAGUUGUUGGGGAGGUGGAGAGAAAGAAACGUGCCAAUAUUGGAACUCUUCCAAUCCUAUCAACUAGAAGCUUAGAGCUGCAAAUUAGUUAGCGUUAAACGAAAUGGUAGCAAUCAUGAGCAGCAGAAAAACAGACCGGGAGGGAAAUACGAAUGGCACAGGGCUAAUGGAGAGCGUAAUUUUGCUAGGUUUAAUUCUCUCAGCUUUGCUUCCUAUGAUUAGUGUCUGAACUAUUUUUUUUAAAGAUAGAGAUAAGCUUAAUUCUCUUAGCUUUGUUUCCCAUGAUUACAGUCUGAACUGAUUAAGGAAAAAAAAAAAGAUAGAGAAGGAAAUAUCCAACAGAGGCCCUAGAAAAAGUCAGAGAAUAAUUCUGUAAGCAUUUUUGGAAGGAAAAAAAGAAAAGAAAUGGAAGCUGAAUUGCACAUUACAAUUUUGUAAGCAUAAUGCUACUCCCCACUCCGUGCUUUAUUUUUUUUGUUUUCAGUGCACAACUAGGAAAAUAAAGUGUGAAGUGCCUGGCAGUAUGUUUUAAAACAGGUACACACACUAGGGAUAUCCCAGCUCCCUGCUAUAGUGGAUGUUUGGUAGCAGGACUAAAAAAAAAUACUUUUCUGCAAUGGGUUAAAUUGGCCCUGGAGAAGUUUGAUUUCUAUACUGUACUUGCUUGGAAAAAUGAAACACACAUAAGACUUAAAUAACCCCCUUGGAAUUUCAGUUUGUUAUUUGGAUUCUCCUCUCUAAGGAGAAUAGCCCAUGGCUGGUUUUGCUUUCUGCACUUAAAUGUUCAGUAAAACAAUCCCAAGUAUUAAAUAAUCGAAAAGUCUUCUUGAUAGCAAAUGAAAACCACUUUGCCUCAAAGGAGAAGAUUCUCAAAGUCCAGGUUACACCCAUUCUAGUUAAAUAUAUAUAGUACAAUAUCCAUAAAAUAUGAUAUUAAAAGUUACAUUUGCAAACCAUUCUCUAAAUACUGCAGGGUGAACUCGUUUCUUUACAAACACAUAGGGUGUAAGUAGCCAGAGGGAUUAAAAAUUGAGAAUUUUAAGGAAAGUUGGAUGUACAUCAAAUAUCAUCACCAGUGGCCCAGUUCACUCAGCACUAUGUUCAUUCGGUUUUUCUUUUCUUUUCUUUUUUUUCAGUUUAAAUGUAAUAAAAGAACAUGCUUGAGUACUGUCACCUGAAGAGAAAUAGUUCCUGUGAAUGUCUUAGUUCCUUUUGUUUAUUUUUGUUUAUUUUUUAAGAAAAGAAAACUUGAGGAAAAAUAAAGAAUUCUUCGACACCAUGAAAAUUCACUUUUUUUUCCCCCUUGUUCUAUCCCGAGUUCAUUUGUUUGUAGGUUUUUAUUUUAUUUUUCCCCCAUUGUUUUGUGCUUUGUAGCUUUACUCUUCAUGCCAGAAAAUUGUUGUCAGCCAUCUGCAAACCGGCAUCGUGUUAUCUGCAAUAAAGAAACAAAUAAAAAAAUGGUUAAUUCUACAUUGGGAUUAGUAUGUUCUUACUGACAUUUUUUCGUUGCGUUGGUUGGUUUGACCUUUUACUUCUUCCAAGGCUGUGUUCUCUUUGCCCUUGACAGGCUGGGAAGAAGAAAAGUGAGUAACAAUCGUUUUCUUAAUGAACAUAAUCAUUAAGAAAUUCAGGGCUCUUGAUUGCUCCAGGGGAAGAGUUGAAUCUAGUCCAAGGAACCAAUUUUGUCUCUCUAGAUUUAACUUAAGGACCAAGUGUUAUCAGAAGCUUUAAGAAAAUACUAUAAGCACACAUUCCUGAUGGCAUUUACAAUACAUUACAUACAU
Notechis scutatus (mainland tiger snake) is the source of this 3180-nucleotide messenger RNA. Lineage: Eukaryota; Metazoa; Chordata; Lepidosauria; Squamata; Elapidae. The record is from RefSeq and is a predicted model, not a curated record.